GCCCGUUUGCCUCCUUCUCGCUCCCUCUCGCCUCUCUGCCCGCAGCUUCUGCCUCGCGCUCUCCCCGACUUGCAGCCCCAGUUCCCUAUCCGGCCGCCUGGCACACAGACACCCAGACACGCACGCCUCCCAGCUCUGGGCGGCAGCAGCAGCAGCGAUGCACCUGCCUCCUCCGCCCCCCUAGUUCUCCCGGCUCUCCUGGAGCCCAGGUGGGAGUCGGAUGGCCUUGAAAGGGAGGAGGGGGGCAGCCCUGGGCCCCUCCUCUGAGCGAUGCCCAGCUCCGGGGGCAAUGCCCAGUCCCUGAGCUGCCGCUGCCAGCAUCUCCCUUUGGCGGGGCAUUUUCUUGCGGUGAGGGGUCUGUGAUCUUGGAAGGCUUCCCCACUCCCCGGCUAGCUGGGAAGACAAGACCCUGCAGAGUUUGGCAAAGUCUCCCUUCGAGAGGAGCCCCUCUCUGGAGGCGGAGGGGUGGGUGGAGGUGGCUCUCCCCUUUCCCCCAAAAAGCCCCCUCCCCGGCACAAGCGACAGUCUUGUUGGCACCACCAUGAAUGCCCCCUGCGGCGCCCUGCAGCUCUUCCUGGCCGCCGCCUUGCACUUCCAGUACGGUGUCACGACGAUUCUGCCACGUCAGACUGAGACAGAACCAACUGUGGAAGUGAUCAAGUUCCUAGAUGUGUUCAGCCGCAGUGUCUGCCAAGUGAAGGAGACAAUAGUAUCUUUGGACGACGAGUACCCAGAGUUAGUCGCUGAGCACAUAAUUGUACCCUCAUGCGUGUUCUUGAAGCGCUGCGCUGGCUGCUGCACCGAUGAAUCGACAACGUGUAUGGCCCUCAAGACGCAUACUGUGGCCAUGGAGGUGAUGCUGUUGAGCCCGUUCCAACAUAGCCAGGUAAUACAGCUGACUUUUGAGGAACACACGAAGUGUGCAUGCAGACCAAGAAAAAGUUUUAGUUCGGCUACACCCAGCAGCCCAACCUGUGCACCCUGUCUGGACCGGAAGAAACAGCUGGACCCUCGGACGUGUGAAUGUGUUUGCAGGCAUGACUCCACACGUUGUGAGGAACGUGGUUGGGAACUCAACAAGGCCACUUGCAGGUGUGUGAAACUCCAGAGGCGACCCAACAGGAAAGCAAAAAAGGUGCUGUAGCUGGAUCGGAACCAGGACUUGGAUCUCUGAAUUCUCUCCGUUGGGGAUUAUCUGCUGGAAAUGACACAAACGGCCCUCAUUGAGGAGACGUCCAGUGGCUGCUGGGAAAGGAGACGCAUUCAUCCUCACCUACGAAGCCAUAUUGGAUUAUCUCUCUUUGCAGUGGGUAGAGGCUGUACCUCCCAAGAGCUCUACCACACUCCCACAAAAGGCACGUUGAAGGGGCUUCCCCUGAGCAUCAAAACACUGAGAUUGCCCCUGCCCUCAGUAUUUAAAAACUACGACCCCUGAACUGGUGGAUGGUUUAUCCUCUGCUUGUCCCAUGCCCCUUCUAAUUUAAUGGCCUCUGCUUUGAGGGACCCUCCCUUUGUUUCUGCACAUCCCCCCCUUCACUUUCUUCCCCCAUUUUGCAGCGGGGUUGGGAUGCUUCUGAUUUUCCGCCCCCUUCCAAGCUGAAGGAGACACAGCCAUGGGAGCAGCGAGUCUUUUGCCUUUCAGAAUUCUGUCCCACAAUGCCACUCUUCUUCAUCAUUGGUAGUUCACGUAGGAUCUUUGUAGCAGCUGGGCUUUGCUCAACCUCUGGGGACAUGUUUGCAAAACAGAUAAACUUGCCAUGGUCAACACACCUGCAAAUCAAGCACCCCAAUCUUUUUCUAUUGGCUGCAAUAGGAAUGCUUUGUUCAAGCCUGAUUUCAGCAGGGAAACCUGUGGGCGCCAGGGCAGGCCUCUGCAGGUACAUGUACGCCCACGGGUGUGGCUGGCUGGAUGCCUGAGCAGCAACAUACCACACUGUAACUUUUUGUUGCAGGGCCAGCUUCACAGUAACGAAUGGGCGAUCAGUAUUUCUGGUGCUUCACUGGUUACACAGAUGUAAAUCAGCUCCCUGCCCCUAGGAGCGUACAGUUCAGAUGUCAAUACUAGAGUGGACACUGAGAUGUAAGGAUAGCAAGGAGUGAGCAUAUGCAAUGGUAUGUGCCACUCUGGCCCAAACCAGAUGCAGGAGCUCUGUGAUCAGACCUCCCAGCCUUUCAGUUUUGACCCAACAGCAGCCGCAAGAGACUUUGAUCAAAGCAAUGGUGUGCUGGGAAAAAUAAGCUUUGUUUUGUUUUAUUUCAUAUAUUUAUUUAAAGAGCUUUUAUUUUGCCAAACAAAGGCUUCAGAGCAGCUUGCAGAUAACUCUAAACUAGGCAUUCCCUGCCCUCAUGUGUACAAUUGAAAAAGUCAUACAAAAUGAAAGUGGAAUGGGAAGAAGGAGGAAAUAAGCAAGCUCAGAUACAAGUUCUUAGUUAAAAUUCUUCUGAGGGCCAGCUAGCGGGGAAAUGUUCAAGGAGAGGAGCCAUUUCCUGGAUCAAAAUCCCACUCUUCCCCCAGCUGCUCUUAACCUCACAGUUGAAAGCAGCCUAGGUACCUGCAAGUUCACUGUGAGUCUGUGACACUAAAGUCUUAAUCUAUUUAUUUAUCUAUAGAUAUAGAUAUCAACGGUGCUGGAGAAGAGUACAAGGGGACAGGUCCCUGCCCCCAAGGGGCUUACAAACAAGAAUUUGACCUGGGGGAAUAGAGAAAGGGGUAACGCGGGGGGGAUAUUUUGGUUACACAUACUUAGGCAUACCUCACAGGCAUGAGGCAUGAGGUCACAGAGUUUGUGCCAAAGGUUAGCAAAAAAAAAGGGGGCUAUGAAUUAAAGAAUGUUAUCAACAAGAGAUCCCUGUUAUAAACAGCUGUGCUACCCUAGAGGAGGCUGCAUCAUUCUGAGAAAUGCAUACUCUGCAUUUCUGGAAAUGUUCUGCCAGGCAACAGAGAUUUACACUUCAGAGGCUUUUCAGCCUAUUCAAAGAGCCCGUGCUGGAUCUGACCAAAGCUCGACUUUUACCUAGCCCAAGAAUCUUGCUGCUGACUGUGGUCAGCAGCCAGCUGCAUCUGGGAAGCCCUCAUGGCUUGGAGGCCACAGACACUUCCUGCUGUCCCUCCCCAGCCCCAGCAAUUGGUAUUCAGAAGUAGACUGCCCCUGGUGAUGGAGGUUCCAUUUGUCUAAUUGCUCUUCUUCUGUUUCCAUUGAGCUAUUGCGGCUAAUGGGUAGCUGUUUACAACUUGGCAAUGUGGGGGUUUUUUUGGGAGGCGCACAGAGGAAACGGAGCCCAGCUUUUCCUCCUGCUCUGGUUUGGCUGCCAUUGUUAACAGCCCUAUACAGUGUCCUCCUUCUAGCUUUCCAUAGCCAGCAGCCUGUAGAACUUGAUUCCCUCUUUCCUCUUUUCAAGGCCUGUGAAUUGCUGAGUCAUUCCUUUCUUUCCCAGGCUGGUUGAAUGGGUUCAGCCAUGCCUAGCAUUGGCACUGCCAGCCAGCGGCGUGCUUUCCUGCAUGGAUUCCCCAGGCCAUGGCGAGUGAGUGUGUGUGUGCUUGUGUUGGGGAGGAGGGAUCCUUGCCAUGUGAGCUUCUCAUGACUGGAAGAAUAAGGAGCUGAUCCCAUCACAAGAUGCGGCUUGAUCCUAAAUGGAGACGUUUAGGAAAUAGGAGAGAAAUUUGAUUCAGUUCUCAUUUAAAGCCGAAUCUAUCGAAUUUGCACUUUCCAAAACAUUAUGAGAACUGUAACACCACCAGUCUUCCAAAUUUGCACUUAUCUCAGUUCUGCAAUGCAGUUCUCCAACCAAACAAUGUGUACAAUCAAGUAUAUAUUAGGGCAAACAUGCAUAAAAUGAAUAUAUUCAUGAAAAUAAUAUACAAAAAUGCAUUAUAUUAGGAGAAAUUGCUUGCAAAAAUGUACAUUAGUCAAAACUGUAUGUAAACAUGUGUUUAUUAGGAGAAAUUCACACUAAAAUGUUGAAUUUUCAUGAGGAUUUUGAAAAACAAAAUUUGCAAAUUUUAAAACAAAAUUCGCUAAGAAAUCUGGAGAAAGAAUAAUGAAAAAUGGAGAGAACUGAAAUUGACUCAUUCAUCCCUAGCAGGGACUCAAAGCCUUCUCAUUCUGGAAGCUAUGCGUUCUCCGGCCUGGAGACCUUUGAAUUUUAAGUCCCAUCUGCACUAUUAAAAUAGUAUAAUACUACCUUAAACAGUCAUGGCUUCCCACAAAGAACCCUGGAACUGUAGUUUGUUAAGGGUUUCUGAGAGUUGUUAGGAGACCCCUCCACCCUUCACAGGACUACAGUUCACAGAGUUCUCUUGGGAAGAGGGAUGGAUUGUUAAGCCAGUGAUAUGAUACUGCUUGAUAUGUGUAGUGCAGAUAGGGCCCUAGGUCAAUGCACAGGAGCAGGCUCAGAGGGGGAAAAGAAAAGGGGGCAAUCCUAACUUGUGGCUGUGUGGAAAUGUUCUACAUUCAUCAAAACGGACCCUGGGGGAAACAGACCAUCGUUGUUCGACAUGUAAGGUUAAGUAACAUUGCAAAUUGCAUUUAGUAGGCAUUUAAUUUGCCUUUGAAGUUAUUGCAUUUAGAAUGACUAGAUGGCCUUCAUGUGAUGUUUCUGCGAUCCUCCAAUUUUAUUGUAUUUUUUGUUCAUUUCAUCACGCACAAGUAUUUACAUAUUUUACUGUAUCCCAUUAUCUGAACACCUCUUUGCCA
Molecule: messenger RNA, 4694 nt
Organism: Rhineura floridana
Lineage: Eukaryota; Metazoa; Chordata; Lepidosauria; Squamata; Rhineuridae
Gene: VEGFB
Product: vascular endothelial growth factor B
Exons: 7
Coding region: 542-1144 (200 amino acids)
Biological process (GO): positive regulation of angiogenesis; positive regulation of mast cell chemotaxis; vascular endothelial growth factor receptor signaling pathway
Cellular component (GO): membrane
Molecular function (GO): growth factor activity; heparin binding; chemoattractant activity
Source: RefSeq, a predicted model, not a curated record